Molecule: messenger RNA, 1137 nt
Organism: Rosa chinensis
Lineage: Eukaryota; Viridiplantae; Streptophyta; Magnoliopsida; Rosales; Rosaceae
Product: probable aspartyl aminopeptidase
Exons: 5
Coding region: 25-540 (171 amino acids)
Biological process (GO): proteolysis
Molecular function (GO): zinc ion binding; aminopeptidase activity
Source: RefSeq, a predicted model, not a curated record
CUAAGCUUUCAACACCAAACUGACAUGUGGCCAAACUUGCAUCCAAUGGCCUACAAUAAACUUACAUCCAAGUGCCGUCGGCAAAUUCCAACUCCACCACACUCUCUCUCUUUUUUCCUCCAUUUUCGAAGAGAUCGUGAUCGCGCUUUCCACCUUAUCGACGAGGCGAAGAAGCGUCUGCAAAGAGCGGGGUACGAGCAGGUUUUGGAGAGAGAGGAUUGGAAAUUGGAGGCUGGUAAAAAGUACUACUUCACCAGGAACUACUCCACCAUUGUGGCUUUUGCAAUUGGUAAAAAAUUUGUUGCCGGAAAUGGAUUCCACAUAGUUGGUGCUCAUACUGAUAGUCCUUGUCUCAAAUUGAAGCCUGUUUCCAAGGUAGCUAAGGGUAGGUACUUGGAAGUGGGAGUCCAAACAUAUGGAGAUGGCUUGUGGCAUACCUGGUUCGACCGUGACUUGACAAUUGCAGGAAGGGUGAUAGUAAGAGAAGAGAAAGAUGGUGUUGUUUCUUACUCUGGCAAUUCACCUGGACAGGGAUGUUAGAGAGGCGUUUAAGGUGAAUGCACAGUCACCUUCUUCCUGUCUUGGCAACAGCAGUCAAGGUAAUCUUGUAAUAUAUUCAAUAUAUCGUUAGCAUCCACCAUCACUUCUAAGAAUAAUUGAUUUACUUAUAGUUCAAUUGUUAUGACUUAUUAGUAGUAAAUGACAUAAUUUGUAUUGAUGAUAAAACAGACAAAGUUUGUCUUUGAAUGCUUGGGUUCAAGUACUACCAUGUCAUUGUUUUUCGGUCCGACUAUAUUACCAUGUCAUUAUGUCUUAUUUUUUGUAAGAGGAGAGGGCUAUGUUGAUUUUGCAAACCUUAAGAGGCUAGGCUGCUGAAGGCUUAUGGAGAGCUUCCAGGGAACACGUCUUAACGACGAUAUUACUGGGGGUCUUGAAGAUAAAAAUGAAGGUGGUGCUAAUGACUGCAUCGAGUUUGAGGAUGAAGAUAUUGACAAGAUUUAAAGUUUGCAGCUAGUACUUUUAUGGUUUUGUAUUUCCAGAUGGGCAAUUGGUCAUGUUCCCUGUAACAACUGUAUAUAUAUGCUUGUCUUCUCUUAUUAAUGUUCUAUCUGUUUCAUUUUUUAUGUUCUGUUUUGU